Messenger RNA from Benincasa hispida (wax gourd), 372 nucleotides. The record is from RefSeq and is a predicted model, not a curated record. Lineage: Eukaryota; Viridiplantae; Streptophyta; Magnoliopsida; Cucurbitales; Cucurbitaceae.
AUGGGCGGUAUGGGCUUCAUCCAAUCCAAUCACUCUGCUACUAUGUAUAAUAACACCAUGAUCAGCUUCAAUGUGCUUGAAGCUGCAAGAAUCAAUGGAGUUAAGAGGUUUUUCUAUGCUUCUAGUGCUUGCAUCUACUCUGAAUUUAAGCAAUUGGAAACUAAUCCCCAAGAUACUUAUGGUUUGGAGAAGCUUGCUACAGAGGAGUUGCGCAAACAUUAUACUAAGGAUUUCGGUGGAAGGGAAAAGCCUCCUACUGUAUUCUGCAUAAAGGCUCUCACUUCUAUAGAUAAGUUUGAGAUGUGGGGAGAUGGUCUUCAAACAAGAUCUUUCACUUUCAUUGAUGAAUGUGUAAAAGGUGUUCUGAGAUAA